AUGGAGGAGAAAAAGGACCACCAUUCCCCCCGAAAAUCCGCGGAGGCGGCGGUGGUCGGCGAAGUCGCCGACAACCCUCCUCAGUACGGUGAACAUGAACACGAAACGGGUCUGUCGCAGUCGCUCGGCUCUCGCCAUCUCCUCAUGUUUUCCAUCGGUAUGUCGAUUGGAAUGGGCUUAUGGCUGGGAUCCGGCACAUCGCUGAUCAACGGUGGUCCCGCUGCUAUCUUUCUUGGAUACUGUAUCGGAGGUUCGAUUGUCUGGGUCCUCAACCAUGCCAUUGGAGAGUUGGCCGUUCUAUACCCUCUUCCCUCAGCCUUUCCGCAGUGGACUCGCAAGUUCGUUGACACUGCUCCCGCAUUCACAGUCGGAUGGGCGUACUGGUUCUCCGCCUCUAUCACGCUUGCCAACGAACUCCAGGGUGUGGUCACAGUUCUCAAUUUCUGGACAGACAAGGUCCCUACCGCGGCGUGGCUAUCUAUAUUCCUUGUUGUUAUGUUCAUCGUGAACAUCUGUGCUGUGAGGAUCUUUGGUGAAACUGAAGUGAUCAUGUCCGGGAUCAAACUCUUCUGGAUCGUCGUUGUUAUCAUCAGCUGUAUCGUGAUCAGUGCUGGUGGUGCACCGAACCAUCAUAAAACGGGCUUCGAGUACUGGAACUCGAUGCCGUUCACGCAUGGUUUCAAGGGUUUCCUGUCUGUGAUGGGGACUUGUAUCUUCGCCCUGGGUGGUUCGGAAAUGGGUGGUAUUGUCGCCGCUGAAGCAAAGAAUCCCCUCAAGGCAGUACCCCGAGCCGUCGGUUCAAUUUGGAUGCGUCUCUCCUUGUUCUACGUUCUCGGAGCCCUCAUGGUCACCAUCACUGUGUCUCCUAAGGAUCCCAGCCUUUUUGGUGGCGAUGGUAUCAACGCCAGUCCCUUCGUUGUUGCUUUCCAAGACGCAGGCAUUCCUGGCCUCGCCCAUGCCAUGAACGCAAUCAUCUUCAUCAGUGUCGUCUCUUCAGGCAAUGCCCAGGGCUAUGCCGGAACACGUACGGCUGUUGGUCUUGCUGAAAUCGGUCUGGCGCCUAAAAUAUUUGCGAAAUGUGACCGCCAGGGUCGUCCCUGGGCAUCUAUUGCCAUCACUUUCCUGAUCGGCGGCGGAUUAUGCUAUUUAAAUGUUAGCAAUUCCGGAGCGACUGUGUUCACUUGGUUUUCUAACCUCACCUCUCUGUGUACCCUGUAUACAUGGGGUAUGAUAUUCCUCUGCCACAUUCGAUUCCGCUGGGCUUGGAAGGCUCAGGGUCGUUCAGCGAAGGACCUGCCCUGGAAAACAUGGACGUGGCCUAUUGGAUCCUUCUACGGCCUGAUCUGGUGCAUCCUCCUUGUUAUCGACGAGUUCUACCUGGCUGUCUGGCCACUAGGGAAGAAGAGCAGCGCCAAGAACUUCUUCGCCAACUAUAUUUCCAUCGUGGCAAUUCUUGUCUUGUAUAUUGCGUCGAAGAUCUAUUUCCGCGGACCCUUCUGGAUUAAGGCUGAGAAUAUUGACUUGGAUUCCGGCCGACGGUACUAUGUCGAGAGUACCGAGGAUCCUGAAGUAGCGGUUAAGCCAGGGAAAUUGAGCAAGUUGGACAAGUUUGGAGUCUUUAACUUCAUCACUGGAGAUUCGAAGAUCUAGUAUGUUUAAUGAUGGGUGUUGAUGGAUUCUUUGCAUUCAAAGACUUAAUAUUUUUGAGCGGCUUUUCAUUCUGGGUUAUUUUAUGCAUGAUGGAUCACCUCUCGUCCUGUGGUAGGCGUUUAAAAUGCUGCAGAGACUUUAUUUAGUUGGACAUCUGCCCCCGAUGGCCGCAUGAGCACUAAAAUAGUGUUGUAUCUUCCCUUUCCUUAUAUAGGUCUGAUUAUUUGAUACCUCUCAAUCUUCUA
Monascus purpureus is the source of this 1895-nucleotide messenger RNA. Lineage: Eukaryota; Fungi; Ascomycota; Eurotiomycetes; Eurotiales; Aspergillaceae. The record is from the annotation of a GenBank genome assembly.